AUGGAUAUGCCCGAGGAGUGGCGGCCGCGGCCCAUGGUGCGCAUCUGGGGCCUGCCGGCGGCGGCCACCGAGGCGGAGCUGGCUGAGCUGCUGGAGGGGCAGGGGCUGGAGCACGGCGUGCGCAGCGUGGUGUUUGACCCCAAGCAGGCCACGCAGGCGGGCAAGGUGGCGCUGGUGCGCUUCGACCCGCCCGCCGCGCCGCCGCUGGGCGAGCCGGGCGCGGCGGCGGCCCCGGAGCCAGACGUGGGCAAGGUGGCGGAGCGGCUGAUCGCCGCGCUGCGCGCCCGCCAGCCGCAGCUGCACGGCGUAAAACUCAACGUGGAGAAGACGGGGGCAGAGGUCUGCCUGUUCCUGGCCAACCUGCGGGGCGAGGCGGAGGAGGACGGCGGCCUGCGCGCCACGUGCGAGCAGUACGGCGCCGUGGAGCGCUGCUUUGUGGUGCGCAACCCCGCGGGCGACUCCAAGCGCUACGCAUUCUGCGAGUUCACGCUGCCUGCCUCGGCCGCGGCAUGCAAGGAGGCGUGGAACCGCGCGGGAGACGCGCAGCGGCCGCAGGCGCAGCGCGACGCCUCGGGCGCAGCCACCAAGUUUGUGCGCGUCAAGUUGCAGCGCGCCGAGCCCGCCCCUGUCAAGAGCGUGGCGGGCCUGUUUGCCACAGUGCUGUACGUCGACAACAUGAGCCCGUCGUUCACCAACCACGAGGCGCUGAAGAAAGUGUUUGGAGAGUAUGGCGAGGUGACCAGCUGCUACCUGCCGCGCAACCCCACCAACCCCUCCGCCUGCCGCGGCUUCGCCUUUGUCCACUUCAAGCACUCCUUCGCCGCCGACGCCGCGUUCCGUGCGCUGGAUGAGACUGAGCAGCCCGGCAUCGGCAAGCUCCUCAUCUCUUUCUCCAAUCCAGUUAAGGCCAACGAACACCUGAACCGAACCGCGGGCGGCGCCGGCGCCGGCGCCUCCCAGCAGCAGCGGCAGCCGCGCGACCAGCAGCAGCAGCAGCAGCGCAUGGGCGGCGCCGGCGGCCGAGGCGGGGCGCAGGGCGGCGCCAUGGGGGCUGGGCGGGCAGGCGGGGGAGCGGCGGCGCCCGUGCCCAGCCCGCCCAUGGGUGGCAUGCGGGCCACAGGCACCGGCAUGGGUCAGGCCGGCAUGGGCGGCAUGGCAGGCGGCCCCAUCAUCCUGCCCGCGGCGGCCAUGAUGCCGCCGCCGCCGCCGCCUCCCAACCCCAUGCUCCUGCAGCAGCAGCAGCAGCAGGCUGCAGCGAUGAAGCAGGCGCAGGUGGCGAUGCAGCAGCAGCUGGCCAUGCAGCAGGCGAUGAUGAUGAUGCAGCAGCAGCAGCCGUGGCUGGCCAUGCAGCAGGCCAUGAUGCAGCAGCAGGCGGCGGCGGCGGAGGAGGUGCGGGCCAAGCAGGCGGAGCUGGAGGCGCAGGCGCAGGAGGCGGAGCGCAGGCGCAAGGCGGCGGAGGAGAAGGCGGCGGCGGAGGAGAAGGCUCGCCUGGAAGCCGAGUAUGCUGCCCGGCUGGGGUACGGGCUGGGCGCCUUUGGCGGCAUGGGCCAGACCGGGGCCUUGGGCGGCUUUGGCGCCAACCCGAUGGCGGCCAUGGCUGCCGCCGCCGGGCUGCCCGGCUUUGGCGCAUUUGGCGGCCUGGGCGCUGCCGGGCUGGGCGCCGCUGGGCUGGGCGCCGCUGGGCUGGGCACGGCGGGCCUGGCCGCCGGCAUGGCAGGCCUUGGCGCCAGUGACGCCGGCGGCGGCACCGGCGGCACCGGCGGCACUGCUGCCGUCACCACCAGUCCCGCUGGCCGCAGCCGGGCUGCCGGUGGCUAUUCAGCCUACGGCAGCGGCAGCAGGUAUGGUGAGGACGACGGCGGCGACGCUCUGUACCAGCAAGGCUACGGCAGCGGCAGCGCCUCUCGCUACACCCGCGGUGGUGGUGGCGGUGGUGACGACUAUGGGGGGGGUGACGACUAUGGGGGUGGGGACGCCUAUGGCAGCCGCGGCGGCGGCGGCGGAGACGCGUACGGCCGCAGCGGCGGCGACGCUUACGGCGGCCGCAGCACCGACCAGUACAACAGCCGCGGCGGUGGUGGCGGCGCUUACGACAGCGGCCGCACCGCUGGCGGCGCCGGGUACGGAGGCGGCUCCGGCUAUGGCAGCCGCGGCGGCGGCCAGCGCGGCGGCGGCAACAAGCGCCAUACCGACAAACAGGGCGGCGGCUUCGGCGACUCCUACAGCUACCCCCCCAAGCGCCCUCGCUACUGA
Chlorella variabilis is the source of this 2253-nucleotide messenger RNA. RefSeq lists its product as hypothetical. Gene Ontology annotation, molecular function: poly(U) RNA binding; mRNA 3'-UTR binding; poly(A) binding. Gene Ontology annotation, cellular component: ribonucleoprotein complex; nucleus; cytosol. Bases 1 to 2253 code for a protein of 750 amino acids. The record is from RefSeq and is a predicted model, not a curated record. Lineage: Eukaryota; Viridiplantae; Chlorophyta; Trebouxiophyceae; Chlorellales; Chlorellaceae. The transcript is spliced from 8 exons.